Messenger RNA from Penicillium macrosclerotiorum, 1515 nucleotides. RefSeq names its product putative MFS transporter. NCBI's taxonomy places the organism in Eukaryota, Fungi, Ascomycota, Eurotiomycetes, Eurotiales, Aspergillaceae. Gene Ontology annotation, cellular component: membrane. Bases 1 to 1515 code for a protein of 504 amino acids. The record is from RefSeq and is a predicted model, not a curated record. The transcript is spliced from 2 exons. Gene Ontology annotation, molecular function: transmembrane transporter activity. Gene Ontology annotation, biological process: transmembrane transport.
AUGAGCAAUCCCGAAGAAGGGCGAACCUACUCGAUUGCAACCCAGUCCGUCAAUAUCGAGGUCAAGAAUGGCAUGCUACCGGCAGGCAAAGCAGAUGCCGCCCUUGAAUUCUUACGCGAUGGGGACACGGCUGUCGCAAUUCUGAUUGAUGAAAGGAGAUUGGUUAGGAAGAUUGACUGGAUGAUCAUGCCGUUGAUGUGGGCUGCAUACAACUUACAAUAUCUGGACAAGGUAAUCAUCAAUUAUGCCUCCGUGAUGGGUCUGCUUAGCGACACCAACAUGCGAACGAACCAAUUCUCAGACCUGACGUUGGCAUUCUAUAUCACAUAUCUCUUUUUUGAGUUGCCAACAGGAUAUCUCAUGCAACGGUGUCCCACUGCGAAGUACCUGGGCUUCAAUGUCAUACUGUGGGGGCUCAUGACCACAUUGAACUGCAUCGCGCAGAACUUUGGCGGUUUAGUGGCUCUGCGAGUGCUAUUGGGAUGCUUUGAGAGCGCUAUUGCUCCCUCUUUAAUUCUGAUUACCUCGAUGUGGUACAAAAGGAAUGAACAGCCUAGGCGCAUGGGAAUCUGGUACCUCGGUACCGGCACAGCCUCUAUCAUGGGGGCUUUAGUUUCAUACGGACUUCUUUUCUACACAAACGACCGCUUUAAAUCCUGGCAAAUUUUGUUCCUAGUCUUCGGCAUUAUUACGAUCGCUGUUGGAGUUUCCAUCUUCAUCUUCCUUCCGGAUAACCCAAUGACCUCUCGCCUAACACAGGCCGAGAAAGUCCUCGCCAUCGACAGACUACGCGAGAAUCAAACCGGCAUCGAGAACAAGCACUUCAAAGGGGAUCAGGCUUUGGAGACUCUUCGCGACCCCCAGACUUACCUGAUCGCCAUCAUUGUGAUAUCGAUGAAUGUAUCCAACGCCGCCAUCAGCAGCUUCACCUCGUUGAUCAUCAAGAACAUUGGUUUCACAACGAAGGAGACCGAGCUCUUAAAUAUUCCAAAUGGAGCUGUCAGUAUUGUUAGCAUCCUCUUGUUCUCCUUUCUCGCGGCCCAUUACGACCAGCGCUGCCUCUGUGUCGCAGCCGCUCUCUGCUGUGGCGUACUAGGCGGCUGUUUACUUGCCUUCUCGCCAAAGGAUCUGAAAGCCGCUCAGUUGGCAGGUAACUACCUGACGCAGAUAACUGGGUCUGCGCUUCCAAUAAUGUACUCUAUUGCUGGCGCCAAUGUGGCUGGCCACACUAAGAAAGUCACCAUGAACGCCAUUCUCUUGAUGUCAUUCUGCUUGGGAAAUAUAUUGGGCCCGCUUACGUUCCGCACGCAAGAUGAGCCAGACUAUGUUCCGGCUAAGAUUGCGCUCGUUGCGACUAUCCUGGUAGCUAUUGUGACGACUUUUUUGCUCCGGACCUAUUAUGUGUGGGAGAAUCGGCGCAGGGGCCGGCACCAUGAGGGCGAGGCGCCUUCGGAGAACUCAGGGCUCCUGGAUUUGACGGAUAGGAAGAAUGGUGAAUUUCGGUAUAAGCUAUAG